This is a messenger RNA of Mucor velutinosus, 540 nucleotides long. RefSeq lists its product as uncharacterized. The transcript has 2 exons. The record is from RefSeq and is a predicted model, not a curated record. NCBI's taxonomy places the organism in Eukaryota, Fungi, Mucoromycota, Mucoromycetes, Mucorales, Mucoraceae. Bases 1 to 540 code for a protein of 179 amino acids.
AUGAGUCCGUCUGCCACUUCUGUCGCCAGAGUGGCCACAUCCGCGCUGCCUGCCCUGUUUUGCAACGAAGAGGAGACCACUUUUGAGGAGGCACUGGAUGAGUACGAAUCGAGCAAGAAGGCUAUUGAGGAGCCCAAUACUGCCAACGCUCAACGCCGUACCCGCGAGAAUAACCAAGAGAAGCGCCAUAGAUCCACUCCCACCAUCCAUGAUGUCGUCGAGCAGCAACUGCAGCAUCAAGCCGCCGCCGCCGCCGCUCAGCCUGCCAACAAGCAAAAGGGGUCCACUGGCCGCCCGAGACGCAGUUCAACGACUGAAGCGAUGGAUGUCGAUCCCAAGGCUCUCCAGCGUACUCCCCAGAGUAGCUAUGCUUCCAAGCAUGCGCCUCUCGAUGUGUCUCUCCACAUGCAUGUGGAUUCCCAAGGUAGUAGUGCUGCCAACGCUGAUUUUUCGUCUGACGUGCUCCCUCUCUGCCGUCAUUCCGUGAGCUCGACGUCUAUGUCGCAGACUCCAGUGUAUCAUGCCGCCCAUAGGGCUUAA